Messenger RNA from Penicillium antarcticum, 2016 nucleotides. Its product is annotated as F-box/WD repeat-containing protein. The record is from RefSeq and is a predicted model, not a curated record. NCBI's taxonomy places the organism in Eukaryota, Fungi, Ascomycota, Eurotiomycetes, Eurotiales, Aspergillaceae. The coding region runs from base 1 to 2016 and encodes 671 amino acids. The transcript has a single exon. Gene Ontology annotation, molecular function: protein binding.
AUGUCCGAUAUUCCGGAAACCCGACUUGUGCAGCACACCCUGACCCCUGCCGCCACUGCGGGCCCAAGUGCAAACGCCGAUUCCAACCGCUCUCCGCCCCGCAAAGAUUCUGACACACAGACAUUGGAGGAACGGGCAAGGCAGAAUGUUGCGUCUUUCUUGACAAAGUACCAACCGAGGCAAUAUGCGCCUUUGCGCUCUGAGAUCAACACUGCUGCUCAGCAUCGCCCGGUGAACGCUAGUUACUGCUACCGUCACCAACCAGAUUCGAAGUGCAGACGCCAAGCCGAUGAGCAGUCAAUGACUCGGCUGCAAAGCGAUCUGGACACACUCCCUCAAAGUGAUCAGCAAGGCAUCGCCCACGUUUGGUCCUUGUUCUCCGCUGCUCCAGCCAAGCAGCGCACUCUCAUGCUUCAGGGAAUUUUGGCUCAGUGCUGCUUCCCCCAACUCUCUUACAUCUCUGCUAGCGUCCGCGAACUGAUCCGAAUUGAUUUCCUUGGAGCCCUGCCCCCAGAACUGUCUUUCAAAAUCCUUCGAUAUCUUGAUACCGCGUCCCUUUGCCGAGCAGCUCAAGUGUCUCAUCGCUGGAGAGCCUUGGCUGAUGAUGAUGUGGUCUGGCACAGGAUGUGUGAGCAACAUAUCCGCCGCAAGUGCAACAAGUGUGGCUGGGGUCUUCCGCUUCUGGAUCGCAAGCGUUUGCGUGAGGCAAAGCGUGAGAUCGAGCUCCGUGCCACCAAUUGGGGGCACAACCAGCCUGCUGCAGCCCCUGUCGAGAACACCAUUUCUGAGUCUUGCUCGACAGCCGAGCCUCCUGUUGGUGGAAAGCGCAAGAUUGACUUUGAUGACCAUAGCACCGCACUGACAAAACGUCACUGUGCAACCCCCGGACAAGCUCUCGAAGAGGACGAAGGUUAUUUCAAGACUCGUUACCGUCCAUGGAAGGAUGUCUACCGUGACCGCUUCGUGGUUGGCAUGAACUGGAAGCACAAGCGAUGCUCGGUUAAAGUGUUCAAGGGCCACCGAGACAGUGUCAUGUGCCUGCAAUUCGAGGACAACAUCUUGAUGACUGGAUCCUACGACGCCACUAUUAAGAUUUGGGACACCGACACUGGCGAAGAAUUACGAACACUUCGAGGCCACACUGCUGGAGUGCGUUGUCUCCAGUUUGACGAUACCAAGCUGAUCACCGGUAGCUUGGAUCGCAGCAUCAGAGUGUGGAAUUGGCGCACGGGCGAAUGUAUCUCCAAAUACAAUGGUCACAGUGAAGCGGUCAUUGCCCUCCACUUUGAUAGCACUCUUCUGGCUUCUGCCUCCGUUGACCACACAGUCAAGAUCUGGAACUUCAAGGAUAAGUCCACUUUUGUGCUUCCUCAUCCAGAGGGAGUCAACGCUGUGAAGAUCGACACUCCCUCGCGUACAGUCUUGACUGCCUGUGAUGAUGGCGCAGCUCGCCUAUGGGAUUUGGACACCAAGACUUGCAUUCGAUUGUUCCACAAUCACAUCGGAGCAGUCCAGCAAGUUAUCGCUUUGCCACGUGAAAUUGAGCUGGAAAGCCACCUCGCUGACUGUGAAAACGAUCACGUCAGUACCUCCUCUCAGGAUGGCGAUGCCGUCAACACCCUUUCCCCCAUUCUUGAGGCCAAGUCCCUCUCUAUCCAACCUUCGUCUUUCGGCGCUUCCUUCGACCAAGAAGAGAGCCGCCUGGAGCCCCCACGCUACAUUAUCACAAGCGGUGUCGAUGCCACUAUUCGCUUGUGGGAGACCAGCACUGGAAGAUGCCUCCGUACGUUCUUUGGUCACUUGGAGGGUAUCUGGGCUCUCUCUGCUGAUACCCUGCGGAUUGCAUCGGGCGGCAUGGACCGCAUGGUGAAGAUAUGGGAUCCCCGUGUUCCCACUUGCCAGGACACCUUUGAAGGCCACCGUGCUGCUGUGAACUGCAUUGGUCUCAGUGAUAGCCGAUUCAUCACCGGUGGUGACGACUACCAAGUCCGCAUGUACGAUUUCCGGGCUUCGUGA